This is a messenger RNA of Harpia harpyja (harpy eagle), 894 nucleotides long. RefSeq lists its product as uncharacterized. The record is from RefSeq and is a predicted model, not a curated record. NCBI's taxonomy places the organism in Eukaryota, Metazoa, Chordata, Aves, Accipitriformes, Accipitridae. The transcript is spliced from 4 exons. The coding region runs from base 15 to 788 and encodes 257 amino acids.
AGUGUGAUAGAGAAAUGGCCCUCUUCCUCUUCAUUUUCUAUAUUUUUUCAAGCUUGCCUUGUGACAAUGGGGAACUACAACUUCAAAAAGAUGAGGACUGUCCAAGUGGAAUUUACUGCAAAAGAAGAGAACAGAAUGUGACAAUUUGUCCAGCAGGCUUUUUCUGCCCUGAAGGAAGCAUCACACCAGUUCCGUGUCCCCCAGGAACUUUUCGUUCAGAAGGAGCAGCAUUGAUAUCACACAGCUGCUUGACAUGCCCAGUGGAUUUCUUUAAUCCCAUGCCUGGCCAAAAAGCAUGUCUUCCAUGUGGCUCAGAGGCAGUGCAGCCUGCAGAAGGGCAAGAGACAUGCAUCUGUCUUGGGAAAGGUCAGGUGUUUCAGCCCCGUGACGCUCGCUGCACAUGCCCUCCAGGUUAUUGGACAUCCUUAGGUGAUGGAAGACACUGUGUUAGACAAGCAUAUGAUAUUUGUCGAGAUUCAGCCUCCCGAAAUCAGGAAGGACAGUGUUUAACCAAGAAAGAAUGGGUUCAUUAUUGCUCGGAGAAGGUUUGUACUGUCCCCAGAGAUUAUCAAGGCUAUGACAAGGGUCUUGGCCUCUGCAUUUGUCAAACUGACAGUCUGGAAAGUGUGUGUAAUUCUCAGUGUAAAAGACAACAAAGAGAUACUCUGCAGGUCACUUGUGCAGAGAAAAAUGCUCAGCUUUUUAUCACUUACAGAAAUGGGAACAAGGUAAAAGCUGCGGUUAUUUUCACAAUCUACCUAUUUUUGCUAGGCUUUCUAGACUUUUAGUAGUCUUAACCAAAGAACACCCUCAUCCCUUUUUUCUUAGGAAAUUAUAGAAAGCAACAAACAAAACACCCAGGCACUAUUGUAUUAUAUGCAUAGUGUAUUUUUG